Bombyx mandarina (wild silkworm) is the source of this 1271-nucleotide messenger RNA. Its product is annotated as venom protease-like. The record is from RefSeq and is a predicted model, not a curated record. Gene Ontology annotation, molecular function: serine-type endopeptidase activity. Lineage: Eukaryota; Metazoa; Arthropoda; Insecta; Lepidoptera; Bombycidae. Gene Ontology annotation, biological process: proteolysis.
UCUGUCAUCAGUCGGCGCGCGCACGACAUGUCUCGUGUCACGCUCGUGUCUUGUGUGCUGCUCCUCCUCGCUCUCGGGACUUCCGCGGCCGACAUAGAAGGCUCCCCGUGUCAGCGCGACGGCUACAACGGCACGUGCGUUCUUGCGAAGCACUGCGAGACACUCAUCUUGGACUACAAGGAACAGAAUUAUCCACCGGUGUGCGGGCUGCGCGGCAAGGAGCCCAUCGUGUGCUGCACCGACUGUGACCUCGUGGACAACAUCGAAAAUAUAUACCUCUCGCGCCAACAUUCACGACUCGAAAAAACGAACGAGAAGUCUUGGGACGCUUGCAUCGACAAUGCUUUAUACAUACCAGACUACCACUGCAAAAGCACAAUUUCCUAUGGCUUUCAUAAACAAUACAACCCCGAAAGGAAAUGUCACUCAAUAGUCUCCAGCGCGUGGUCUCCGGUCGGCGGUGAAGACGCUGAAAGAGCGGAGUUCCCCUUCAUGGCGCUGCUGGGGUUCGGACCGAGCGCGGAGGAGGCGCAGUGGCUGUGCGGCGGGUCGGUGAUCUCCGCGCGGUACAUCCUCACGGCGGCGCACUGCAUCUCCGAGCCACGCCUGGGACCCUUGAAGUACGCAGCUCUCGGCAUCCUGAAGCGCUCCGACCCUCCUGAGAUCUGGCAGCGGCACACCCUCGCCCAGGUCAUCCCGCACCCCGACUACGUCUCGCCCUCCAAGUACCACGACAUCGCGCUCCUCAAGACAGAGAAACAAAUAGAGUUCAACGUGAAUGUGGUGCCUGCGUGUUUAUACUCUGGUCGGAUAUCUCCCUAUAUUAAUAAAACCCGAGCACUAGCCCUGGGGUGGGGCUAUUUGGGGCCGAGGAAACGCUUGGCAGAUGUGCUGCAAAAGGUUGAAGUGAGCGAGUUCACCGCCGAGGAGUGCUUGAAGCAGUAUCCUCCGCACCGUCACCUGCUCGACGGGUUCGACAACAGCACGCAGCUGUGCUUCGGAGACCGCGACACACCGCACGACACUUGCCAGGGUGACAGCGGCGGUCCCUUGAUCCUGCACGAGAGCGAGGCGGGCUGCACCAGGGCUGUGCUCGGCGUGACGUCAUCAGGCGUGGCGUGUGGCGACGCGGGCGCCGGCCUCUACACGCGCAUCGAGCACUACAAGCCUUGGAUCGUGAGCAUCGUCUGGCCUUGAAGAUUUUUAACUAAACUUAUUAGAAAUUGUUUUAAUUCAUUGUUCUCUUCCAAAUUGAAUAUAAAAGAAUCUUU